Molecule: messenger RNA, 1372 nt
Organism: Micropterus dolomieu (smallmouth bass)
Lineage: Eukaryota; Metazoa; Chordata; Actinopteri; Centrarchiformes; Centrarchidae
Gene: cldn5b
Product: claudin 5b
Exons: 1
Coding region: 100-747 (215 amino acids)
Biological process (GO): bicellular tight junction assembly; cell adhesion
Cellular component (GO): plasma membrane; bicellular tight junction
Molecular function (GO): structural molecule activity
Source: RefSeq, a predicted model, not a curated record
GAGCAUCAACACAAGACCGCGGAGAGGAGACACACACACAACAACAACAAGAGGUUUUAACUUCAUCUCUCGAAUAAGGAGGACACGGAGAACAGAGCCAUGCUUGCUGCGUGUUUGGAGUCCCUCGGCCUCGCGCUGUGCGUCAUAGGCUCCCUGCUGGUGAUGGUCGCCUGCGGGCUGCCGACGUGGAAGGUGACCGCCUUCAUCGACUCCAACAUCGUGGUGGCUCAGACCAUCUGGGACGGCCUGUGGAUGUCCUGCGUGGUGCAGAGCACCGGCCAGAUGCAGUGCAAAGUCCACGACUCGGUGCUGGCCCUGACGCAGGACCUGCAGACGGCCCGGGCCCUGACCAUCAUCUCCGCCCUGCUCGGGGUCAUCGCGCUCACGGUGACGGUCGCCGGGGCGCAGUGCACCAACUGCAUCAAGGAUGAGGCGGUGAAGGCUAGAGUGGUGAACGCCGGAGGGGUCAUCUACAUCAUCAGCGGACUGUUCGUGCUGGUCCCGCUCUGCUGGAUGGCCAACAACAUCAUAGUGGACUUCCACAACCCGCAGGUGCCCCCGUCCAAGAAGAGGGAGAUCGGGGCGGCGAUCUACAUCGGCUGGGCCGCCACCGCGCUGCUGCUGCUCGGCGGCACCCUGCUAUGCUGCUCCUUCUCCCAGGGGGUGAGAGGCACCUACCCCAUCAAAUACGCCCCCACCAAGACCAUCUCAGCCAACGGGGACUUUGACAAGAAGCAUUAUGUGUAGACUGAAAGUCCACUUUGACACUGAGGACAUGUGUUGUGCAGCAGAGGCAUCAGAGUGAUGCUGUGCCACUGAAGAGGAGCUCAUGAGCCUCCAGGAGCCUCUGUGGGUGUAACUGUUGUACUCUGAGCAUGAAACUGUAAAUGUGGGUCCCUGUCACUGAACUGAAUGUCUGUUUGUUUUGUGUUUUUUUGGAUUUGUCAGGUAGCAGAAGUUUAUUCGUGCUCCUAAAGGAGUUUAAUCAGCUCGUUCUGCAUCAGGAGGCCACUUCAAGUGAAGCUUUUAAGAGUGUGGUAACUAACAAACUCAAUGGUUCACCGAUAAAAGCAGCCCAGAGAUUGAUUAGUGUUUGAUAAAGUGUUUUAUCAUGAGGUUGUAAUCGUGCCAUUGUUGUGCAGGUUGGCUCAAGUGUUGUGUGUGUGGCCCCUGAGAAGCAGCAGAGCUUAAUAGUUUCUUUUCUCCUCCGAAUAUGCAGCAGGCAGUGAAGCCUGUUCAGACCAACACUCCCUCAUGCUGUGAUCAAAGAGGGCGGGGGGGGAUUUACAUUUUAUAACAUGUACAGCGAUUUGUACUUCCUUUUAUUUUUUCUAGUCUUUUCAUAGAACCUACUUUUUAUAAUUUUUUUAUA